Messenger RNA from Ziziphus jujuba (common jujube), 2296 nucleotides. Its product is annotated as chaperonin CPN60-2, mitochondrial. NCBI's taxonomy places the organism in Eukaryota, Viridiplantae, Streptophyta, Magnoliopsida, Rosales, Rhamnaceae. The transcript is spliced from 18 exons. Gene Ontology annotation, cellular component: cytosol; mitochondrion. Gene Ontology annotation, molecular function: ATP-dependent protein folding chaperone; ATP binding. The record is from RefSeq and is a predicted model, not a curated record. Gene Ontology annotation, biological process: protein refolding. The coding region runs from base 302 to 2029 and encodes 575 amino acids.
CAACCACGCUCAGCUAAGUUCGGGGCCCGAAGGCCCAAUAUGUGGUCUAAAACUCCGAAGAACUGAAACCAUGUCCUUCGGCUUUUGUUACUGUUCUUCGCCUUAGCUUAGCCCCCACGGCUACAAAACCCUGAGCCCUAAAACCCCGACGUCUUCCUCUACGCCUUUUUCUUUUUUUUUUCAAAUUAUUUAUUUAUUUAUUUUUUUUUGGGUCGUCUUCUACGACUUUCUUUACAACCCCAUUUAUUUGCUCUACCUUAAGAAGCAUAUCUCUGACGAGAAUUCUUCACCAAUCACUACCAUGUAUCGCUUCACCACGAGCCUUGCCUCCAAAGCCAGAUUAAUUAAGAACAGCACUCAGCAGAUUGGUAGUUGGCCGAGUUGGAGAAGGAACUAUGCAGCCAAAGACAUUAAAUUCGGUAUCGAAGCUCGUGCUUUGAUGCUUAGGGGUGUUGAAGAGCUUGCUGAAGCUGUUCAAGUGACAAUGGGGCCGAAUGGCCGCAAUGUUAUCCUGGAACAAAGUUUUGGGGCCCCUAAGGUGACAAAAGACGGUGUUACUGUUGCAAAAAGUAUUGAAUUCAAAGACAGAGUCAAGAAUGUCGGUGCUAGUCUUGUAAAGCAGGUUGCAAAUGCAACAAAUGAUGUGGCAGGCGAUGGUACCACUUGUGCCACGAUCCUAACCCGAGCUAUAUUUACUGAAGGCUGCAAGUCAGUGGCAGCAGGAAUAAAUGCUAUGGACCUAAGGCGUGGGAUUACCAUGGCAGUUGAUGCUGUUGUAACAAACUUGAAAAGUAGGACAAGGAUGAUCAGUACAUCUGAAGAAAUUGCACAGGUUGGAACAAUAUCUGCUAACGGAGAAAGAGAAAUCGGUGAGCUAAUAGCUAAAGCUAUGGAGAAAGUUGGCAAAGAAGGUGUCAUCACCAUCUCUGAUGGGAAAACACUGCAUAACGAGUUAGAAGUAGUUGAAGGAAUGAAGUUGGACAGGGGAUACAUAUCCCCAUAUUUCAUCACCAAUCAGAAGAACCAAAAAUGUGAAUUGGAAGAUCCCCUCAUAUUAAUCCAUGAGAAGAAAAUCUCAAACCUAAAUGCUAUAGUAAAAGUACUGGAGUUGGCUUUGAAGAGGCAAAGGCCACUAUUGAUUGUUGCUGAAGACAUAGAAAGUGAUGCACUGGCUACUCUCAUUAUAAACAAACUUCGUGCUGGAAUCAAGGUUUGUGCAAUUAAAGCCCCUGGGUUUGGAGAAAACAGGAAGGCCAAUUUGCAGGAUCUUGCGAUUCUUACUGGAGGCGAGGUAAUAACUGAAGAACUUGGUUUGAACCUUGACAAAGUUGGACUAGAAAUGCUUGGCACUUGCAAAAAGAUUACGGUAUCAAAGGAUGACACUGUCAUUCUUGAUGGAGCUGGUGACAAGAAAAACAUUGAAGAAAGAUGUGACCAGCUGAGGUCAACAAUUGAAUCAAGCACUUCUGAUUAUGAUAAAGAAAAAUUGCAAGAACGGCUUGCAAAGCUUUCUGGUGGUGUUGCUGUCUUAAAGAUUGGGGGAGCUAGCGAAGCGGAAGUUGGUGAGAAGAAGGAUAGAGUUACUGACGCUCUAAAUGCCACCAAGGCUGCUGUGGAGGAAGGAAUCGUCCCUGGUGGUGGUGUUGCACUUCUAUAUGCCUCCAAGGAACUGGAGAAGUUGCAAACUGCUAACUUUGAUCAAAAGAUUGGUAUCCAGAUAAUCCAGAAUGCACUCAAGAUGCCUGUGCAUACAAUUGCUUCCAAUGCUGGAGUUGAAGGCCCAGUUAUUGUUGGCAAGCUGUUGGAGCAGGAAAAUCCCGACCUUGGGUAUGAUGCAGCAAAAGGUGAAUAUGUGGACAUGAUAAAGGCAGGAAUUAUUGAUCCAUUGAAAGUUAUUAGAACAGCCUUAGUCGACGCUGCAAGUGUUUCGUCAUUGUUGACUACGACUGAGGCAGUUGUUGUCGAACUUCCCAAGGAUGAAAAUGAAGCCCGUGGAGUGCCACCUGGCAUGGGAGGCUUGGAUUAUUAGAAGUUCCAAUACAAUAAUUUUGAUUUUGCGGUGUUACCUCUAUGCCAAUUUUACAAAAUAUCUACAUAAACAUGAAAAGAAAUUUUGGGUAGGUGAUGUUAAUUUCUGACCCUGUUUAGAACCGAGUCUCUAAGUCUGUUUUAAGGCUGAACAUCAUUGUCAUCAUUGUGAGAGGCCAGUGCUUAGGAAGGUUUACUACAUGUGUAAUCUCCUUGCUAUUUUUUGUCCAAUCAAUAAAAUUUUCCAUGAAGAGUCACUUUAUUUAAA